This is a messenger RNA of Poecilia reticulata (guppy), 2477 nucleotides long. It is a transcript of the gene rtf1, whose product is annotated as RTF1 homolog, Paf1/RNA polymerase II complex component. The record is from RefSeq and is a predicted model, not a curated record. Gene Ontology annotation, molecular function: RNA polymerase II C-terminal domain phosphoserine binding; DNA binding. Gene Ontology annotation, cellular component: Cdc73/Paf1 complex. NCBI's taxonomy places the organism in Eukaryota, Metazoa, Chordata, Actinopteri, Cyprinodontiformes, Poeciliidae.
UUCUCUGUUCUCGGUGUCCUUUUGUCCGUGUUUUUUUUUUCCUAUCACAAAUAUUUUUUAAAGCUUUCAGAAUAUGAAAUGAAUAUAGUAAAAUUACACAUUUUGUGUUAUUUCCUUAAAUCUUUCCAGUAUAUAAAAGUUCUUGGGGUAAAGCCAUUGUGCGCGCAUGCUCCGUCCUGCCUUUGAACCAAGAAGACAAGUAGCAUCAGCGGCUAAUCUCAACCGCUUUGACGACACAGGCGCAGCUAGCAGGUUAGGUUAGCCGCGUAGCAAAUCAUGGUGAAUGUUAAGAAGCGGAAAGUUCGAAACGUGAUUGACUCUGACUCUGAAGACAGUGCUAGUGAUGACAAUUUAGAUCAGGAGUUGUUGUCCUUGGCGAAGAGGAAGAGGGUGGACUCAGGCGAGCAGGAAGAGCCUCUGAACAAACCAGCAGCGUCCACAGACUCCGAGACGUCCGACAGCGACGAUGAGUGGACCGUGGGCGGCACCAAAGGCAAAAAGAAGGUUAAGCCGGGGAAAGGCUCUGAAAAGAAGAGCGCCACUAAAAAGAAGGUCAACAAGGCCACGGCGUCCGGCAGCUCCGAUGGAGACAGCUCGGCGGACAGCUCCGCUCCCGAGGAGGGCGAGGUUUCAGACUCUGAAAGCAACAGCUCGUCCUCCAGCUCCGACUCGGACUCCUCCGAAGACGAGGUGUUCAAAGACGGUUACGACGACGACUUGAUGGGCGACGCCGAGGACCGGGCGCGCCUGGAGCAGAUGACCGAGAAGGAGAGGGAGCAGGAGCUGUUCAACAGGAUCGAGAAGAGAGAGGUGCUGCGGAGACGGUUCGAAAUCAAGAAGAAGCUGAAGACGGCAAAGAAGAAGGAGAAGGAGGAGAAGAAAAAGAAGCAGGAGGAAGAGCAAGAAAAACGGAAACAAUCUCAGGUUCAAGACACUCAGGUGGUGUCCAUGUCACACAACAAGGAGAGGCGAUCAAAACGUGAUGAAAAACUGGACAAGAAGUCCCAAGCCAUGGAGGAACUGAAAGCUGAACGUGAGAAGAAGAAAAACAAAACGGCUGAACUUCUGGCCAAACGAGAGCCCCUCAAGACGAGCGAGGUCUACUCCGACGACGAAGAGGAGGAGGAGGAAGACGACGACAAGUCGUCGGUCAAAAGCGACCGGAGCUCACGCUCGUCGUCUUUCGACGAAGACGAGAAAGAGGAGACGCCGCCUAAGUCGCAGCCCGUCUCCCUCCCCGAGGAGCUCAACCGGGUCCGUCUGUCCAGACACAAGCUGGAGCGCUGGUGCCACAUGCCCUUCUUUGCGAAGACGGUGACCGGCUGCUUCGUGAGGAUAGGCAUCGGGAACAGCAGCAGCAAACCGGUCUACAGGGUUGCUGAAAUUGUGGACGUAGUAGAAACAGCAAAAGUUUAUCAACUUGGAACAACACGGACAAACAAGGGAUUACAGUUGAGGCAUGGGGCCGACACGCGGGUCUUCAGACUUGAGUUUGUGUCAAACCAAGAGUUCACAGAAAGUGAAUUCAUGAAAUGGAAGGAAGCGAUGAUCGUCGCUGGGAUGCAGGUACCGACUCUUGAUGAAAUCACCAAGAAGGAACAGUCAAUCAAAGAAGCUAUGAAUUACAAGUUCAACGAUAAAGACAUUGAGGAUAUCGUCAAGGAGAAGGACAGGUUCCGAAAAGCGCCACCUAAUUAUGCCAUGAAGAAAACACAGCUACUUAAAGACAAGGCUAUGGCAGAAGAAAAUGGCGAUGGCGAGAAAGUAAAAACUAUCCAGGAUGAACUGAAUGAGCUUGAGGAGAGAGCUGAAGCACUUGACAGACAGAGGACCAAGAACAUUUCAGCUAUCAGCUACAUUAACCAGAGGAACAGAAGCUGGAACAUUGUCGAGUCUGAGAAAGCACUUGUGGCUGAAGGGCAGAACUCCAAAAACCAACAAAUGGACCCCUUCACUCGAAGGCAGUGCAAACCCACCAUGGUGUCAAAUGCCAGGGAUCCGUCGGUCCAUGCAGCUAUUCUUGCUCACCUGAACCAAAAGUAUGGCUCAGGGUCAGGAGGUGCAGAUCCCACUAGCACAGAGAAGAACAACGUGGGCCCAGCAAACCCUAAAGACAAAGAUGUCCCCAAACCAACCACUGACCUCUCAGAAGACUUGUUUAAAGUUCACGAUUUUGAUGUUAAGAUUGACCUACAGGUCCCUAAUGCAGAAGCUAAAUCUCUUUCUGUGAGCUCCAACGCGCUGCCAGUGAAGGACGGUGCUCCUCGCCGCUCCCUCAACCUGGAGGACUACAAGAAGAGGAGGGGUCUGAUCUGACGGGGCAGACCAUCACUCCGAAACCACAUUGCAUGUGCUAUAGGUUUUUCUGAGAAAGUGAAUGUGUGUUUGAGUGAGCUCAAGCUGGAGAGAGGGUGUGUGUGUGUGUGUGUGUGUGUGUGUGUGUGUGUGUGUGUGUGUGUGUGUGUGUGUGUGUGUGU